AUGUACGCGAUGCCAAGGGUACGCCAAAGGAAGACUACGAGAGGCCAGGCUGACUUAUCGACUUAUAAACAAGCUUAUGAAGAUGUGAAAGCGGGAUCUUCUUUAAGAACAGCGGCAGAAAAGAAUGGGCUGAACCACUGUUCCCUGUUUAGAUACGUACGUAAACGAGAUGCGGCUGGUGGUGAUGAAAAUCAAGAAGUGGGAUAUAAGGCUCACAAUCGAGUGUUUAACCAAGAACAAGAACGUGAGCUUUCUAAUUAUUUAACUAGAUGUGCAGAUAUCUAUUUUGGCCUAACUAAAAAGGAUGUCAGGAAAUUGGCAUACGAACUAACAAUCAAGUACGACUUAUCACGACCUCGGACAUGGGAUGACAACGAAAUGGCUGGCGACGAAUGGUUUCGAAUGUUUAUGAGAAGAAAUUCCGGACUUUCAGUACGUGUAGCACAGGCUACAAGUCUUUCUAGGGCGACUAGCUUUAAUAGAAAUAAUGUAGAUGCUUUUUACGACAAUUUGAGUACUGUUAUGGACCGUUAUAAGUUUGAGCCACAAAAUAUAUAUAAUGUUGAUGAGACUGGCAUCACUACUGUGCAAAAACCCGACAGAGUAAUAGCUAGACGUGGUGCUCGCCAAGUAGGUUCAGUGACUUCAGACAGACCAAAUCCUCUAAAUACGAAUACAAAUGAGGCAGCUGAUGGCCAUAUUCAGAAUACUUACACACCUGAGGAUAAAACACCAACACCAUCACCUUCUGAACUACCAGAAAUGUCGGAGGAGCUUUCUAAUACAGCUCUUUCUGUACAACAACUGACUGCAAAUAUGUCACAGUGUUCACAAGUCCCAGACAGACAACAGGAAAAUAUUACUGCAGAUCCAGAACCUUUGAUUACAUUACCCGGACAUCAAAGUACUGAUAUUGUUCAGCAAAUUUCACCAAAACCCUCUACAAGUUCUCAAUCCAUUCCUGUCUUGUCAAAUCAAACGAAAAAUAUCCCGUCUCCGAGUACAACACUUUUGUUUUCACCGGAAGCAGUACGACCACUACCAAAAGCUCCUCCAAGGAAAUCAACAAACAGGGGGCGAAAAACCAGAAAAUCCACAAUAUACACCGAUACACCUGAGAAAGAAGAGAUAAGAAGAGAACAUGAAAACAGAUUGAAACGAACCAAAGCUAAGCAAGUUAAGAAAAGAUUAGAUGGAGAGGAAAAGACGAAAAGAAAUGUUAGAAACAGAAAAAAAAAUAUCACGCAAGAUGAAUCAUCAGAAGAAGAGGAAUACUACUGUCUUGUUUGUGUGUCAGCAUAUUCAGAAAGCAGACCGAGGGAAAAGUGGAUACAAUGCACAGAAUGUAAAAUGUGGGCGCAUGAAGAGUGCACAAAAGGUUAUGUUAACAUUUUCGCGUUUCCUCUUAUAUUUUACGUGAUUACAAUGUCUAGCAGUGAAAGUUCGGAUACGGAAAUGAUCGAUCGUAAAAGAAAAAAAGGAUGUCCUGAAACAUGGAAGAGAAAUGAAAGGAAGAAAGCUCGUCUUCUUGGAAGCCAAUACACAACUAAAACUGGGAAAAUAGUCAGCAAAAGGGAGGUUAAAGCAGAUUGCACAUGUAAAAACAAAUGCAUGACUAAAUUUACGAUGGAAGAAAAAGAAGCUGUUUUGAGGGCAUUAUACGAGAAAGGUUCAAAAAACCAACAAGAUGUCUAUUUACAUGGGUUAAUGGAAUGUAAACCAGUCGUUAGGAAGCGACCAAAUAAAGAGGCCAGAGAAAAACUUAGGACAGCGAGUUUUUCUUAUUACAUACGAAAACCUUUAGAGAAACAACGUGUUUGCAAAACAGCCUUUCUUAAUCUACAUUCAAUCUCGAACUCUAGACUACAACGACUAAAUAGAUUGUUCGUGUCUCAGAGUUCACCUAGAGAUUUACGUGGUACGCAUAAUAAUCGACCUCAUACAUUACAACCUCAGGUUACUUCCAAAAUCCAUCAUCACAUUGAAUCGUUUCCACGAAGGACUUCUCACUACAGCUCUAAAGAAAUUCACUAUCUUGAUUCAAAUCUUAACGUUAAGACUAUGUAUAAUCUCUUUGUAAAAUUACACCCGGAAUUAACAAAGAUAGUUGAAUAUGAAUUUUACUUAGAAUUCUUUAAAGAGAAUUUUGCAUUAAAAUUCGGGAGGCCUCAAGUAGAUGUAUGUGGACAAUGCGAGGAAUUAACAACAAAACUUAAGGAUUCAAAUUUAAACGACAACGCUAAGAGAGUUGCUGCUGCCGAAUUAAUGGUUCAUAAGCGUCGAGCUAAAAAAUUUUACUCAAAGCUAAAGGAAGUCACUGAUCUGUGCCAUGAACGAGAAGAUGUUGGUGGAAUAGUUUUUGACUAUGUUCAAAAUAUGCCUCUGCCUGUUAUACCUGUCCAGGAAAUUUUUUAUUACAGGCAACUAUGGCUAUAUGGGUUUGAAAUACACGAUUUAAAAAAUGAUACUGGACAUUUUUAUACAUACCAUGAGGGACAAGCCGCGAAGGGACCCAAUGAGGUAUGCACGUUUAUCAAUGAUUAUGUGCCGAAAAUGCCAGCGGAGAUUCAAGAGCUGCACAUAUUUUCGGACGGUUGCCCGGGCCAAAACCGGAAUAAUACCGUAAUAAGAUAUUUAUUAGCACUUGCAGCUUCAAAAAGAUUUCGCAAAAUUUAUCACUACCUCCCAUUGCGAGGUCACUCUUUUUUACCGUGCGACAGGGACUUCGGAUGUCUUAAGAGAGUGAUAAGAAAACAUGAUCGUAUAUAUCUUCCAGAAGAUUAUGAAAACAUGAUGCUCUCUUGCCGCAAAGUAAAGCCGUUUACUGUAUCAACAAUAUGUUAUAAAGAUAUAACUGAUUACAAAACUUGGUGGCCCAAAUAUUACAAAAAAACUCGUCAAUCUUCAGAUGAAAUAAAAUCCAAAUUUACACUAUCAAAUUACAGGCAGUUUACUUAUGAUAGUUCUACACCUGGAUACCUCAUCACUAGCGACUAUAUCGGAGGAUUUGUGUCGCAAUGUUUUAAAUUAAUCAAACCUAAAGCCAUGCCAACUUUACCAACUAACCCUGCAUAUUCAAAGACAUUACCAAUAAAUAUAAAGAAAAUUGAUAAUCUAAAAAAAGUCCUGCAAUAUAUGUCGUCAGAAAUAUUGGAAUUCUAUUACCAUAUUACUUCAUGGGAAACCACCAACGCUGAAUGUGAGGCAACUGAGGCGGACUAA
This is a messenger RNA of Acanthoscelides obtectus, 3222 nucleotides long. The record is from the annotation of a GenBank genome assembly. Lineage: Eukaryota; Metazoa; Arthropoda; Insecta; Coleoptera; Chrysomelidae.